CUUCCUGUCUUUGGUGGCUUUCUUGAAGUGGCUCAGUGGUGCAUCCAGCUCCACAGUUUCUGCUCCCUCCAGCUAUGACUCACAGAGUUCUUCUGUUAACAGGCUUUCUCCUCCUUCCAGCCUUGGCUUUAUUAUGUCAUGGGUUCAACCUGGAUACUAAGCAUGCAACGCUAUUCCAAGAGAAUGCAGCGGGCUUCGGGCAAAGUGUGGUCCAGCUUGAGGGAUCCCGGUUGGUGGUUGGAGCCCCCCAGGAGAUAAAGGCUGCCAACCAAACAGGUGGCCUCUACCAGUGUGACUACAGCACGGGCAAGUGUGAGCCUAUCUCCCUGGAGGUCCCCCUGGAGGCGGUGAACAUGUCUCUGGGCCUGUCUCUGGCAUUUGCCACCAACCCUUUUCGACUGCUGGCCUGUGGUCCCACUGUGCACCAAACUUGUAAGGAGAACACCUAUGUGAAUGGCUUAUGCUUCCUGUUUGGAUCCAACCUACGGCAGCAGCCCCAGAGAUUCCCAGAGAGCCUCAGAGAGUGCCCUCGGCAAGACAGCGAUAUUGCCUUCUUGAUUGAUGGUUCUGGUAGCAUCAUCCAGAGCGACUUUCAGAAGAUGAAGGAUUUUGUCUCAACUGUGAUGGGUCAAUUCAAGAAAUCCAAAACCUUGUUUUCUUUAAUGCAGUACUCUGAAGACUUCCAGACUCAUUUCACCUUUAAUGAAUUCAAGAAAAACCCUAACCCAUCAUUGCUGGUGAAGCCAAUAAAACAGUUGCGUGGGCGGACACACACUGCCACAGGAAUCCGCAAAGUAGUAAGAGAAUUGUUUCAGAGCAGUAGUGGAGCCCGGGAGAAAGCCUUUAAGAUCCUAGUAGUCAUCACGGAUGGAGAAAAGUUUGGCGAUCCCUUGGAGUACAAGGAUGUCAUUCCUGAAGCAGACAAAGAGGGGAUCAUUCGCUAUGUCAUUGGGGUGGGAGCUGCUUUCAACAGUCCAAAAACUCGUGAAGAGCUUAAUACCAUUGCAUCAAAGCCUCCUCGUGAUUAUGUGUUCCGGGUGAAUAACUUUGAAGCUCUGAAGACCAUUCAAAACCAGCUUCAGGAAAAGAUCUUUGCAAUUGAGGGUACUCAGACAGGAAGUACCAGCUCCUUUGAACAUGAGAUGUCUCAGGAAGGCUUCAGUGCUGCCAUCACCUCUAAUGAUCUCUUGCUAGGUGCUGUGGGAAGCUUUGACUGGGCUGGUGGAGCUUUUCUGUAUGUGUCAAAGGACAAAUUCACCUUCAUCAACACAACCAGGGUAGAUUCAGACAUGAAUGAUGCUUACUUGGGUUAUGCUGCCGAAGUCAUAUGGAGGAGCAGGGUGCAAAAUCUGGUUCUUGGGGCACCUCGAUAUCAGCACACUGGCCUGGUGGUGAUGUUUAGAGAGAAUGCUGGUACCUGGGAGACCAACACUGUUAUCAAGGGUAGCCAGAUUGGCUCCUACUUUGGGGCCUCCCUCUGCUCUGUGGACAUGGACAAAGAUGGCAGCUCUGACCUGGUCCUUAUUGGGGCCCCCCAUUACUAUGAGCCGACAAGGGGGGGCCAGGUGUCUGUGUGCCCCUUGCCUCGGGGGCAGAGGGCUAGAUGGCAGUGUGAGACUGUUCUCCAUGGGGUGCAGGGCCACCCCUGGGGCCGCUUUGGGGCAGCCCUGACAGCGCUGGGAGAUGUGAAUGGAGACAAGCUGACAGAUGUGGCCAUUGGGGCCCCAGGAGAGCAGGAGAACCGGGGUGCUGUUUACUUAUUUCAUGGAACCUCAAGACCGGGCAUUAGCCCUUCCCACAGCCAGCGGAUUGAAGGCUCCCAGCUCUCCCCCACACUACAAUAUUUUGGUCAGUCACUGAGUGGGGGCCAGGACCUCACAAUGGAUGGACUGGUGGACCUGGCUAUAGGAGCUCAAGGCCAUGUACUGCUGCUUAGAUCCCAGCCUGUGCUGAGACUUGAGGUGACCAUGGAGUUCACACCCAAAGAAGUGGCAAGGAAUGUGUUUGAAUGUCGUGCAAAGGUGGUGAAAGGUCAGACUGCUGGGGAGGUUAGAGUUUGCCUUCGUGUCCGCAAGAAUACACGGGACAGGCUAAGAGAAGGAGAGAUUCAGAGCAACAUCACAUAUGACUUGGCUCUGGAGCCAACUCUCCCACAUCCCCGAGUUGUCUUUGAUGAGACAAAGAACAGCACACGCAGACAGACAAGAAUCUUGAAGCUGAAUCAAGAAUGUGAGACCCUAAAGCUACUGUUACCGUAUUGUGUAGAGGAUUCAGUGAACCCCAUCAUCCUGCACUUCAACUUCUCUCUGGUGGGGAAACCCUUGUCCUUAUUCGGGAACCUCCAGCCAGUGCUGGCUGUGGAUGCUCAGAGACUCUUCACAGCUUCGUUUCCUUUUGAGCAGAAUUGUGGCAGUGACAACAUUUGCCAUGAUGACCUUAGCAUCACCUUCACUUUUAUGGGUCUGGAUACCCUGGUGGUGGGUGGUCCCCGAGACCUGAAUGUGACAUUGACUGUGAGAAACCAGGGCGAGGACUCCUACAGGACUCAAGUUACCUUCUUCUACCCACCUGGCCUGUCCUAUAGGAGGAUGUCAGUGACCCAGAAGCAGCGCUCACAGCGACCAUGGCGCCUGACUUGUGAGUCUGAAGACUCCACCAAUGGGCCCGAAGCUUUGAAGAAUAGCAGCUGCAACAUAAGCCACCCCAUCUUCCCAAACUACUCAGAGAUCACCUUUAAUAUCACAUUUGGUGUGGAAUCUGAUGCUUUCUUUGGAAACAGACUACUACUCAAGGCCAAUGUGACCAGUGAGAACAACACAACUAAGACCAACAAAACUGAAUUCCAACUGGAGUUGCCUGUGAAAUACACUGUCUUCGUGGUGGUCACCAGCCAUGAAGUCUCCACCAAAUAUCUCAGCUUCAUAGCCUCAGAGAAGACCAGCCACAGUAUAAAGCACCAGUAUGAGGUCAACAACUUGGGACAGAGGAGCCUCCCCAUCAUUGUGGUCUUCUGGGUGCCUAUCAAGCUGAACCAGGUGGCUGUGUGGGACAACCUCCAGGUCACCCUUUCCCAGAACCUCUCCAGAACAUGCAACACCACGGAGAAUUCUCCCCCUCUCUCUGACUUCAUGGCAGAGCUUAAGAGGGCCCCAGUGGUGAACUGCUCCAUUGCUGUCUGCCAGAGAAUCCAGUGUGACAUCCCAUCCUUCAGCAUCCAGGAAAAAGUCAACAUUACCCUCCAAGGCAAACUCUCAUUUGACUGGUAUAUCAAGACUUCAGCAAACUACCUUCAGGUUGUGACCACGGCAGAGGUCUUGUAUGAUGAUUCGAAGUUUGCCCUGCUUCCAGGACAGGAGGCAUUUCUGAGGGCCCAGAUAGAAACCAAAGUGGAGCCAAAUGAAGUGCACAACCCUGUACCACUUAUAGUGGGCAGCUCAGUGGGGGGGCUGGUGCUUCUGGCCCUCAUCACCGCUGGACUGUACAAGCUUGGCUUCUUCAAACGGCAGUACAAGGACAUGAUGAGUGAAGCUGGUCCCAAUGCCCAGCCCCAGUAACAGCUCCUUCCCCAUUGAGUGGCAUCUCCUGCAGCAAGUAGGAUUCUGAAGUGAUGGCAGAUUUUGUGGGUGAAGAUAAAGGGAAAUGUAACAGAUCCUGUUCCUGCUGAAGGAAGCAAGACCUUCUUUCAUGGGUGAGGACACAUAUCUGCAAGAUGCUUUGCAGCUGGAUCAAGACCACAUGGAGGAGCUGUGAUGGAGCCAGGAUCUGAUUAGCCACCAGGAGCCUGUCCACUCAUUCCAUUCCAUACUAGAGCUACAUAAGGUCCAAUGAGCAAUGGUGCACCUCCUUUUAUGUAUGCAUUUACUUAUUAUUUUAAUAUUACUUUUAUUUUUUGGAAGGGUAAACCCAUCGACAGAACAAAAAUCAAAAGUUGUCCAAGCAUGAAUGAUGAAAAUUUUCCCUUCCAUCCUGGUCCCCCUAGCCAUUCAAGUCCUUCCUAAGGGGUUAUAAGGUUAUGUGUUUUGGGGUCUUCUUCACAAAGAUUUUAAGCAUAUGCAAACACACACACAUAAGCUUUUUUACACAAAUGGUAAUAGGUGUUAUUUAUACUGUUUUGCAUAUUGCUUUAUUCAUCAAUAUGGCUUCGAUGUUUUAUAUCAAGACAAAGCAUUUUUUUUUUCAUUCUUUUAUACAGCUGUGUAGUAUCCCAUUGUAUGGAAAGAUCAUGCUGUAUUUAACCAGUUUCUUUUCGGUAUAUUAUUUCCAACCUCUUGCAACUACAAACAAUGAUGAAUUAAUAAAUUGAAUAUAUGUAAUUUUUG
This is a messenger RNA of Herpailurus yagouaroundi (jaguarundi), 4319 nucleotides long. Its product is annotated as integrin alpha-M-like. Gene Ontology annotation, biological process: integrin-mediated signaling pathway; cell-cell adhesion; cell adhesion mediated by integrin. The record is from RefSeq and is a predicted model, not a curated record. Bases 75 to 3554 code for a protein of 1159 amino acids. Gene Ontology annotation, molecular function: integrin binding. Gene Ontology annotation, cellular component: integrin complex; external side of plasma membrane. Lineage: Eukaryota; Metazoa; Chordata; Mammalia; Carnivora; Felidae. The transcript has 31 exons.